This is a messenger RNA of Gadus macrocephalus (Pacific cod), 5265 nucleotides long. It is a transcript of the gene zzz3, whose product is annotated as zinc finger, ZZ-type containing 3. NCBI's taxonomy places the organism in Eukaryota, Metazoa, Chordata, Actinopteri, Gadiformes, Gadidae. The record is from RefSeq and is a predicted model, not a curated record. The coding region runs from base 864 to 3824 and encodes 986 amino acids. Gene Ontology annotation, molecular function: zinc ion binding. The transcript has 12 exons.
GUGCACGCUAUCCAUUACUCUUAUCAUCAAAACAUGAGUAUAUUGAGCUGCACCAUUGGUCAGUCCUGACUCAUUGUAUUGGGCAAAGGGAUCGCAGAAGUUGUAGGCGAAACAAUCAGCUAGCUAGUAGCCAGGCAGCAUUAGCCAUUCACGGCUAGUUGCUCCAUCCCCGUUACUGCUGGGCUGCUAUCUAUGCUAAUGGUGGCACGCAUACUGCAAAUUAAUUCGACGGGGACGCUGUAUGGGUGCAGUUCACAUAUUUGAUUCAUACGUAAACAUGAGAUUUAGGAUAGUGAUUGUGUACAUUCUCAAACGGAGUCUUUAUAAUACCUGACGUUACAUUUAAUCGCAGUGUUGUGAUUUUUUUUUUACGCGAUGCAGCGAACAUACCAACUAGCUAAGCGAGCAAACUUCACAUAGCUCAGUGUUAAACGAGAGGGCGUGAUUACCAAACUCAUUCAAUAAAGUGGUCGUGGUACGAAUGAUGACCUGCAGUGCAUUUCAAUUGAUGGGCAGUGUUUUUCCUCCACCGCAAGCCUAUAUUUAGCUCCUCGGUUCAGUGCAGGUGCUAGUUAGCCUGCUAACUAGCAUGCCACAUCUAGUCGUGUUGUGCACUGAAGUUGGUCGUGCUAACCGUUAGCUCGCCAGCUUGUGUGUGUGUACGCCAAGGCGUGUUUGCCUCGACUGUCGAGCUCUUUCCUUCAGCUCUGUGUCUAUUUUAAAAAGUACAGACGAGCGUAACGGGGGCUGUUCGUAUGGCAGAUGUAGGAGUGGGUUUAGUGUUUUGGAUUACACCUGUGUGCUUCAUAACUUUGUAACGUUAUAUGGGGAUGGCGACGGCUGGGGAGCUGUGAGCGAAGGAUAUGAACGUUUUUCUCAUGGGUGCCCACGUUCUGCUGCCGAGGAGAGAGCACCAGGAUGAGGACGCUGUAGGCCCCCACCGUACUAUGGCCGCGUCCCGUUCCUCGCGCGUCACGCGGUCAUCAGUGGGGCACAAUGGACUGGACGAGAACUUCUGUGGCCGAACCCUCCGGAAUCGUAGCAUCGCCCCGCCCGACGAGACGGCGGCGUCGCCCGUGCCCCGGGCCCGCUCGCCCAAGAAGAAGCAGGAGACGCGGCAGGACGGCCAGGCGUCGCAGUCCCCAUCGCCGGGCAAGGUAGCGGACCCAAAGCCCGCCGAGGGCGAGCCGUGGACCGGCUCCCGGAAGCGCAGCGCGCCGUGCCCGGACAAGGAGGGGUCUGAGACCUGCGUGAGGGGGAGGGGGGCGCGGGAGCCCUCCCCUCAGCUCAAGAAGGCCAAGCAGGGUCCGCCUUCCGAGGCGUCUUCUGGAGGAGCUGAGGACGAGGAGGAGGAGGAGGAGGAAGAAGAGGAGGAGGAGGAAGACGACGACGACGUCGAUGAGGACGACGACGCGGCGUCCAUCGACGCAGAGAGCCCUGGGUCGGUGUUCGACGACAUCAAGGACAACGGCAGGACCUCGCCCGUCCUCGCCGACGCGAUCAAACGCGAGGCGGACGAGGUGGAGGUCACGGCCGGCGGGCCCCCCAACGCCCACAGGGCCUCCAACGGCCUGGUCGAGGUCAAGGCGGAGCCCGCCGGCGGCCCCCGCGCGCCGACCGUCGACGCGAAGCCCGCCGCCGCCGGCCCCGCGCUGCCCAACGGCAGCCAGUCGGCGGCGCCCCCGUCCCCGGAGCUCACCGUGCCUUGUAGAAACUCUACCCCCGUGCCGUCGGAGCCCCCGUCGGCCCCCCCGCAGGACCCUUUAGCCGAGGACCCGCUCCCUGAGCUGCUGGGGGCCGAGGAGCAGGAGGUGGAGGUGGCGUGCUCGGCCCGGGAGGAGGCGGUGGUGACGGAGGCGGAGGUGGGGGGCACCAACGGGUGCCCGCCGUCGCCGCGGGCGGAGGAGGUGGUCGCUGUCGCCUCCUCCUUCUCCUCCGCUCACGACGUAGACAUUAGCCCGGCGAACCACCGCCACCAAAACAACAACAGCCACUCAGGAGAAAGCUCACCCCCGCUAGAACCCACGCCCUCCCCCACAGAGCCCGCCUCCCCCCCCCCUCACACACACCCUGCCGGCUCCCCCACGGACCUCGGAUGCACCCCCUCCCCGCCGUCGUUCACGGAGCCCCACGAACACAGAUACACCCUGCGGACUUCCCCCCGGAGGGCCCCCCCCGGUGGCAGGCCCUCCCCCCCCAGGGACAACGGCUUCCUGGGGGGGGGCGAGGCGGAGGUGGAGGUGGAGGAGCAGCAGGAGGAGGCGGUGGAGGUGGAGGUGGAGGAGGAGCAGGAGCAGGUGGUGGUGGUGGAGGAGGAGGCGGUGGAGGAGGUGGUGAUGAUGGAGGCCUCCCGCCCGGCCACGCCCGAGGAGCCCCCGCUCUCGGACCUCGUGGGGCCCCUCCUCAGCGAGGCGCCGGCCUCGGUGAGGGGCGGAGCCGGGGGCGGAGCCGGGGUGUCGCUGGGGGCCCCGGAGGACAUUGGGCCCCUGAAGGACAACGAGGCGGGGGGCGGUAAAGCGGGGGCCACAGCGCGGACGGGCGCGGAGGAGGAAGAGGAGGAGGAGGAAGAGCCGGAUGUAUAUUACUUUGAGUCGGACCACCUGGCACUGAAGCACAACAAAGACUACCAGCGGCUGCUGCAGACCAUCGGCGUGCUGGAGGCCCAGCGGACGCAGGCCGUGCUGGACCUGGAGACCCUGACGCGCCACCAGAGACAGGCGCUGGCCGCGCCCAUCAGCUUCGUGGAGCAGCUGCAGAAAAGGGAGAACAUGGGCAUGCCCUGCCCCCAGCGGGUGGUCCAGCUCCCGGACAUCGCCUGGGACAAGUACACCUCGGGGCUGGGCGACUUCGAGCGGGAGUUCUGCGACAAGAAGCGCAAAACCCGGCAGCUGAAGCUCAUCUUUGACCGGGGGUUGCCCACCAGGCCGACCAGUCCGGUGGAGCCGAAGAAGGAGGGCGAGCCCUCUGCCAUGUACUCACUGCUGCCCACUAGUGACACCCUGGAGAACGGCGGGGACUCCCAGCUGAUCAGAGGAAGGAUCUGCAACUCCAACAAGCCGGACACCUUUAACCAGCUGUGGACUGUUGAGGAGCAGAAAAAGCUGGAACAACUUCUCCUCAAGUUCCCGCCUGAGGAAGUGGAGUCUAAAAGGUGGCAGAAGAUCGCCGACGCGUUGGGGAACCGGACCACCAAACAGGUGGCCAGCCGGGUCCAGAAGUACUUCAUCAAGCUGACCAAGGCCGGGAUCCCGGUGCCUGGAAGGACGCCCAACCUGUGCAUGUACACCAAGAAGGUGUCAAACAAGCGUCAGCACCACCUCAACAAGCACCUGUACCGGCCCUCCACCUUCCUGGCGUCCUACGAGCCCCCCGUCUUCAUGGAGGAGGAGGACGAGCGCGCCGCCUACUACAGCAGCCUUCAGGACCCCUCGGCCGACGACUCUGAGGAGGAGGGUGUGCCUGAGGAGCUGAGACACCUUCCUGAGUACCAGGAGCUGUUGGAGCUGAAGAGGCUGAAGAAGAGGAGGCUCAGGGAGAUCCGGGACGAGGGCGGCACGAUGCAGCACCCGGGCUAUAAGUGUGACGCCUGCGGCGUGGAGCCCAUCCAGGGGACGAGGUGGCACUGCGCGGACUGCCCUCCGGACACCGGCGUGGACCUCUGCUCCAGCUGCUCCGACUGCCUGUUCCUGACGGAGACCCACUCGGCGGAGCACCGCCUGGAGCCCGUGAGCCAGCCCGACUCCCUCCUGGACCGCGACUACCGCCUCCCGCACGCCGCCGGCUACAACUACCUGGACCCCAACUACUACCCUGCCAACAGAUGACAGGGCCCCGCCCGCCCCCCCCCCCCCCCACACACACACAAGGCCGCUCGCCACCCCGGCUCUGCCCCCCCUGACCACCGCUUCACCUGGCGGUCGGCCAAGGGGUGUGGGGGGGGGGCAUGCCUCCCCACCAUGACGGCGGCCACCCCAUGUCACGUUAUUUUGACGGAAAAAUGAACCCUGACAACGGACGGCACGGCAACAUUCCCUCCCCUCCCCCCCCCCCCCGACCCCAGUGUGUCCUCGAGCUCCCCCCCCCCCCCUCCGUCUGCAUCUCUCUGGCGUUGCCGGUGGCGACCACGGUCGCAGCGGGACCUAAUUGAUCAACCCCCGAAUAACAAUCUGUUCUGUCUGUUGAGCGGGUGAAUGUGUGUGUGGUGUGUGAGCGCGGUGCGUGCUGUUGUUUAUUUACAGGCGGGGGGUGAUUGGUUAUAUCUGAGUAUUUAUGAGCCUGGUUCCUCCGAUGAGAACCGGGUCGGACUGUUAUUAUGGAAACGCGUCGCCGUGGAGACCGCUGCGCGCUCGACGGACCCGCCUGGAAUCAAGGUGGCCAUGUGACCUUCUACAUAUGAACGCCCCCCCCCUCUCUAGAUAUGAAAGGACCACGUGCCACGUGGGGGCAGGGGGGGCAGUUUAGCGUUAGCAUAGCGGCAAGCUAGCCCGCCGGUCACUCUUGGAGACCCUUCACUCCCCCAUCGUCUGUCACUCUCAAACCCUCGUAACACAUUUCUCUUUUAUAUCAAAAUGGUUUCUGCUGUGUUACUAAAGACCUGUUCAGUUCUCCCCCCCACCCCCCCCACCACGCUCCUCGUGAUGAAGCACUACAGCCCUGCGAGCUAGCUUCACGUUGAAGGAAUAAGCGGCAGGUGUGAAGGGCACUGGAACGCAAAGGGAGGGAGGUGGGGGGGGUCUUGUUUGUUUUUGUGAUGCCUAUUUUUCUGUCACCCCCCCCACCCCACCCCCCUCCAAAAAAGAUGUCCGCUCUUGUUAAUCAUGUGGAGUAAUGCAAAUAUAUGGUGUAAAGUAGCCGGCAUUAGUUGCUGUGUGCCAUUUUUGUUUCUCUAUUUUUGUUUUACCUCACCAUCGACCAUCGUCACCCGAACCGUUUCAACCCAUCGGUCCUCCUUUAUUUGGCGGUCCACAUAAAGGUCCAUUUGAAAGUUAGAAAAAAGAUUGUAUUUUUAUGAAUCUAUUUAAAAAUCAAAAGAAUCGAGGCAAUUGUCGCCUCCAACCACAGUGGAAAAACCCACGCAAUUUUAUACACAUAGAUUUGGUUGUGCUUGAGUAGAGGCCAUUUUGUAUGGGUUUUGUUCGUCUCUCCCUCACCCCCUUGCCCGCUUAUGUAUGUGUAUAACAGUCUGUUCUUAUGUAAAAAUAAAAAAUAAUGUACAAAAAAAAACUGCUAGAGGAGAACUGUGGAAAUAAAAGUAUGUGAAAAUAG